Mesitornis unicolor (brown roatelo) is the source of this 858-nucleotide messenger RNA. It is a transcript of the gene GOLPH3L, whose product is annotated as golgi phosphoprotein 3-like. Gene Ontology annotation, molecular function: phosphatidylinositol-4-phosphate binding. Gene Ontology annotation, cellular component: Golgi cisterna; cytosol; trans-Golgi network. The transcript has 4 exons. The record is from RefSeq and is a predicted model, not a curated record. Lineage: Eukaryota; Metazoa; Chordata; Aves; Mesitornithiformes; Mesitornithidae. Gene Ontology annotation, biological process: retrograde vesicle-mediated transport, Golgi to endoplasmic reticulum; Golgi organization; Golgi to plasma membrane protein transport. The coding region runs from base 1 to 858 and encodes 285 amino acids.
AUGACGACGUUAACGCACCGAGGACGGCGUGCUGAGGCGGGAAGGAACUCGGACAAGAAGCACAACAGUGAGGAAGAUGCGGUUGCAGACAGAGACCUGAAUGAUGAUGAUCCUGAUGACUCCAAAGAUAUCCGCCUCACGCUGAUGGAGGAGGUGCUGCUGCUGGGGCUGAAGGACAAGGAGGGUUACACCUCCUUCUGGAAUGACUGCAUCUCCUCCGGCCUGCGGGGCGGCAUCCUCAUCGAGCUGGCUCUGCGUGGCCGGAUCUGCCUGGAGCAGCUCUCCAUCAGGAAGAAAAGGCUGCUGGAGAGGAAGGUGCUUCUGAAGUCGGACGCACCAACUGGUGAUGUCUUGCUGGAUGAGACCCUCCGACACAUCAAGGCCACAGAGUCAGCAGAAACGGUGCAGACUUGGAUAGAGCUACUCACUGGGGAGACCUGGAACCCCUUCAAGCUGCAGUACCAGCUGAGGAAUGUGCGCGAGCGCAUUGCCAAAGCGCUAGUGGAGAAAGGUAUCCUCACCACAGAGAAGCAGAACUUCCUGCUCUUUGACAUGACCACUCACCCUGUCAGCAAUGCCACCGAGAAACAGCGCUUGGUGAAGAAGCUCCAGGAGAGCAUGCUGGAGCGGUGGGUAAAUGACCCCCAGCGCAUGGACCGCAGGACUCUGGCUCUCCUGGUGCUGGCCCACUCCUCAGAUGUACUGGAGAAUGUUUUCGCCAGCCUGACAGAUGACAAGUACGAUGUGGCAAUGAACAGGACCAAGGACCUCCUCGAUAUGGAUCCUGAGGUGGAAGCUGCCAAAGCCAGGGGCGCAGAGAUGAUCUGGGCUGUCCUGGCAGCCUUCAAUAAGUCCUAA